CCAAGUUCCCAUAUACAGUUCGGGUCGGGUCAAAUCCCGAGUUUUCCCUCAUCUCUCUCAACUCGCCUAUAGUCAUUCGUAUGAGGCAGCAAGGACAGACGGACUUCCAUUGUCGAGGAACAGUCGAGAAUUGAGCAAAGAUGACGGAGGCGAUGAUAAGGAAGAAGCCAGGCAUGGCGAGCGUGAAGGACAUGCCGCUUCUUCAAGACGGACCGCCGCCCGGAGGUUUUGCUCCGGUACGGUUCGCCCGUCGGAUUCCCAACACCGGUCCCAGCGCGAUGGCCAUUUUCCUCACUGCUUUCGGCGCCUUCUCUUGGGGUAUGUAUCAGGUCGGCCAAGGGAACAAGAAGCGCAGGGCAAUAAAGGAAGAAAAGUAUGCUGCUCGAAGGGCUAUACUACCCAUGCUACAAGCUGAAGAGGAUGAAAGGUUUGUCAAGGAAUGGAGAAAGUAUGUAGAAGAAGAGGCAAGAAUAAUGAAGGACGUUCCUGGUUGGAAAGCGGGUGAGAGUGUGUACAACUCAGGGAGAUGGAUGCCCCCUGCUACUGGUGAGCUUCGUCCCGAAGUCUGGUAAGCUUGUCUUUGUAACCAGCCAAUGCCAAACUGUCUCGUUCCCUACUGUCUUCUGGGCGUGCAUGUAAUAACGUGUGUGCCUUUUAAGUUGUGUUCAAAUUGUCUGGAAAGGUCCUGUAGAUUUUCUCUUCUUUUGCCAAAAUAAUUUUAAUAUGUUCCCAUGAGAUAUGGGACUAAUGGGAGUAUGAAUAGGUAUAACUCUACAAGUUUCAUAUCCUCUUGUUUGAUGAGUAUACAUAACUUUGUGGAUUUCGUUAUUGUAUUAAUGGCAUUUGGUGUUAUCGUUGUUGUGGGUUUGUGAUGAACGAUAUUCUAAUCAAACAAGAGAUAACUU
Molecule: messenger RNA, 905 nt
Organism: Cuscuta campestris
Lineage: Eukaryota; Viridiplantae; Streptophyta; Magnoliopsida; Solanales; Convolvulaceae
Source: the annotation of a GenBank genome assembly